GGCAACGCCAACUGCAAUAAUCAACAAAAUUCACUUAAGCAUUUCCAGUUUCAAAGGGCAAACAUAUCUUGUAGAUAAAAGAUCGACAACUCAUUAGCAAUGUCUGCCUGUAAGAUGUUACUUGAGGCGCUACUUGUGCUGGUGCACAUCAUCAGCGACCGCCUGCUGGAGCUGGUAUUUGGCUGGUAUCUGGGUGCGCACAAGCGUGUCGCAACUCCAGCAAAUGCGGAUCAACGGGCGAUGUUGGCCAAGAGCGCCGUCGAGUUGGCAACACAAAUUCGCGAACGCAAGCUGAAAAGUUACGACAUCGUCAAAGCCUAUUGCGAUCGCAUCGAGAGUGUUAAUGGUGACCUAAAUGCCAUUGUCGACGGCCCCUUUGCGGAUGCACUGCAGCAGGCAAGCGAAAUCGAUCAAAAGCUGGCGGACAACAAGUACAGCAAGGAGCAGCUGGAUGCUCUGCCCUUCCUGGGAGUGCCGUUUACCACCAAGGACAGCACCAGUGUUGCCGGCAGGAGGCACACGCUUGGCUUGGUGUCGCGCAAGAAUGAACGCGCCAAGGAGGAUGCGGAAUGUGUGCGCCUGAUGAGGGCGAGUGGCGCAAUCAUUAUUGCUACCAGCAAUGUGCCGGAGGUGAACAAGUGGAUGGAAUCGCGCAACAUGCUCAUUGGCCGCACAAAUAAUCCGUAUGACUUGCGACGCUCCGUGGGCGGUUCGUCUGGUGGCGAGGCGUGCCUAAUCUCCGCCUGCUGCACCGGCUUUGGCCUGGGCACCGAUAUUGGCGGCUCCAUACGCAUACCCGCCUUCAACUGCGGCAUCUUCGGGCACAAACCCAGCGAAGGUGCGAUCAGCAUGGCUGGAUGCACCUUCCGCACCGGCAAGGAGCAGAACACAAUGGUCUGCGCCGGUCCAAUGACGCGCUAUGCCACCGAUUUGCGUCCCCUCAUGCAGGUGCUGCUCGAGCCGAGCAAGGCCAAAAUGCUGCAACUGCAGGAGCCUGUAGAUUUGUCGAAACUGCGCUACUUCUAUGCGCCCAACAAUCGAAUGCGCCAAUGCAAUCCCAUCCAGCGUGAAACGGAGCAAGUGCUCCACAAGGUGCGCAAGCAUUUCGAGGACCUGACUGGGCAACAAGUGCGCCAGGCGGAGCUGCCCGCCACAGAGUUGACGGGGAAAAUGUGGCGCUAUUGGAUGACCCAGGAGCCGGCCAAUUUUAAUAAGCUCCUCGGAAACGGCGCGGACCUGAAUCCCUUCGUGGAGCUGUUCAAGAAACUGUUGGGUCAAAGUGACUUUAGCAUGGCGGCGAUUUACUCACUGCUCGACAGCCUUCUGCCCAAGGAGUCGGAGACUCUGAUGCGCGAGGCGACCGAAAAGUGCAAGUCAUACUUGCAACAGCUGCUGGGCGACAAUGGAGUCCUCUUCUACCACAGCUCGCCACGCACGGCGCCAUUCCAUUAUUAUCCGUUGCUCAAAUUUAUGGAUUUCAGUUACUUCAGCCUGUUCAAUGUGCUGCGCUUGCCGGUCACCCAGGUGCCCAUGGGCCUGGAUGCGAAGGGCAUGCCACUGGGUAUCCAGGUGGUUGCCAAUCACAACAAGGAUCGCCUCUGUCUCGCAGUUGCCGAGCAACUGGAGCGCACCUUUGGCGGCUGGGUGGCGCCGUUUCCAUUGAGGCAGUAGUUGCUUAUGGAUGUUUUCUGGUGUAUUUUUUUAACAAUACUCAUCCAAGGUGUUGGUAAUUCCUAAGACUGUAUUCCCUGAGCUAAUAAAUUGAUUAAAAUUAUCUGAAUAUAA
Drosophila grimshawi is the source of this 1785-nucleotide messenger RNA. Its product is annotated as fatty-acid amide hydrolase 2. The record is from RefSeq and is a predicted model, not a curated record. Lineage: Eukaryota; Metazoa; Arthropoda; Insecta; Diptera; Drosophilidae. Bases 100 to 1671 code for a protein of 523 amino acids. The transcript has a single exon.